Messenger RNA from Trypanosoma cruzi, 1257 nucleotides. RefSeq lists its product as uncharacterized. Gene Ontology annotation, molecular function: ubiquitin binding. Gene Ontology annotation, biological process: proteasome-mediated ubiquitin-dependent protein catabolic process. The record is from RefSeq and is a predicted model, not a curated record. The transcript has a single exon. The coding region runs from base 1 to 1257 and encodes 418 amino acids. Gene Ontology annotation, cellular component: nucleus. NCBI's taxonomy places the organism in Eukaryota, Euglenozoa, Kinetoplastea, Trypanosomatida, Trypanosomatidae.
AUGAGUGACGGUGACGUGGUGGCCACCCUCAUGGCCAUGACGAGUUGCAGCGAGGAGGAGGCGGUCGGCUAUCUUGCCUGCGCCAACUUUGAUCUCGCGACCGCACACUCGCUGUACGUGGCGGAGCACGAACACCCGCCCGCUCGCCCGCCGGCACCACCACCACCACCACCACCACCGGCGCGGCAGGGCGCGUCUUCGCCGUCCGGGACGUCAGCCGCGGGCUCGCCGGGGUACACAACACCGCCGUAUUUGAUCAGCAGACUCGACGGUGGCGUUGGAGCCAGACAGGAGCCUUAUUCAACCGCGUCGCUGGGACGACAGGGGCCCUUGCGUCCUUCCAAUAUGCGGUUUCCACCGCCGUUUGAUGCGGAUGCUGAUCCAGACUCAACGUUGCCGUUUUUUGUGGCCCCUCCGUUUGUGCAUCAGGGAGGCACAUCCUUUUCACACUUCUGUGAGCGUGCGCUGGAAUGUGAUCGGUGGGUUUUAUUAAGCUUGAUUGGGGACAGCUUUUCAAGCGUUUGCGUCAACAGAGAUGUUUGGCGCUACGAGGGAGCAAGUGGGACACUUGAAAUGUUUUCAAUCUACCAGAUCAACGCAUCUUCAGAGCGUGGCGAGCAACUGGCCCACGGAUACCGCAUUGAUGUGUUGAGAGACCUCCCAACCCUGCUUAUCAUAAACCCCCUCACCACGAUGAAGGAGUCACGGGUGCCAUUAAACAUGAAGGGUAUAGCAAUCGAUGUCAGUGAGGUCAACGAGGCGUUACUUUCCUUUCUUGGAGAACGUGGGUCACCUUCACAAUGGGAGGAAAGGAAACUCGCAACCCGCGGUACGGGUGCGGUUCCCUUUAAAUGCUUUGGCUCACCAAUUGUGGUUGAGGAUGACGCUGAUGACACGCCUGAAAUUGUGGCAUCGCAGCCCGCGAAUGCGGCUACAGAACCACCGAUAGAAGUGAUUGACAUCAGCCAAUAUCAGGUGGAUGAGGGUGAGAAGCACGCCUUCUCUCUGCGCUGCCGGCUGCCGAAAGGACAGAUGACAUUGCGGCUUAAACCUGAGACCCCGGCGUACCUGUUAUUGGAGUACUUGGCCUACCGCGCCUAUCAGGAUCAGCCAGAGGCAUAUCCACAGGGUGUUCCCAAGUGCUCGCUCAAGACAGGGUACCCACCCAGGGAGGUAAAUGUUAAAAGUCGGGGGGUGCAGUUGGGGACAUGGGACGAUGUGCACUCCGGGGACACUGUGUUUCUUCACAUUCAGUGA